UCGAACCUGCGACCUUUUCGGUUACAAGCCCAGUUCCUUACCCACUGUGCUACACUCCGUCCACACUCCGUAAACAAUCUUGUUCUACGGCCAGGUGUUGACUCAUAGCCCAAGAUUAAAUGCAUCCGUCGUUCCUAGUGCACUACACGGUUCAAAUGAAUCCCCUUUCUUCUUUAUCCAUUGUGUAAAAAUGUUCCAAUGAACGGGUGAUUUAAGCAAGCAAACAUAGUUCGCGGUGCUGCGCGGUUAUUGACAGGAGCGAGUAAAGCGCGUGUCCGAAAGCUAGAGCAAUGUGGGCGUGUUGAAUGGGCGUCUCCUAAACCAACGUGUUGUCUGUGUACAUAGUAAGCGAAUAUGAGACAGCGUAGCAGAACGUGACAGAAACAUCGCGGUGAGGUCAUUUAAAUUUGGGAGCGCACGGCGAGGACAGGAGCCCGCUGUGAAUUCAAUAGCUUGUUGUAAGGACAGGGGCAAGAAAAAAUCCAAGAAUUUAAAGAUAUUGUAAAUAACUAACAAGAACAGCCGUCCGACAGACCAACAGCGCAAACGGGAUUUUGACAUGCACUGGCCGAAAUCGCCGAAGGAGAAGCCGUGUUACUCCUUGCCCACUGUGAAGAAGCUCUUGGAGCAGAAGCGAAAGCGAGACACUUCAUCUGCAUCUUCCUCCUCCUCCUCUUCGGCAGAGACCGGCGCGGGUGCCUCAGCUCUCCCGGUGUCAACACCACCCCAAGCUACUGUAACAGACGCCUCCGGCAGCUAUUCCAACACCAUGGGCGCGAUGGCACCCCUGCCGCCUUCGGGGUACAGCAGAUGGAGCGUGGCCGGCUCCCAUCAGCCCCUGCAGCAGGACUGCCCCUUCUCCCCCAUGGCGACGAGCUAUUUCCCCCUGUCCGGCGCGCAGGACUACAACUCCCAGGGCCAGGCCUACAGCCCGGCCCUCACCUCCAGCUUCCCCACGCAGCCCGCACAGGACUACAGCGGCGCCAUGAGCAUCCACGCCUACCCGGGCGGAGCGGUGACAUCGUCUCUGCCGGACGCGGUGCACUCGCCUGCCCUGCAGCCGCCCGCUUACUCCUGGGCCCUGGCAAGCGGCCUCCAGGCCCAGGCCAACCCCGGCGCGGCGGGACACUUGAACCUGGAGACCCUGGACGAGGCCAGGAUGUUCCUGCGGGGAAUGGACAACAGCAAGAAGACCUGGCAGGACGAGGACGGGGACACGAUCCUGCACAUCUACACCGCCAAGGGGCUGCGGGAGUACGCCCUAGCGGCUGCAGAGAACCUCCAAGCACUGGGGAGGCUGGAUUCCAAGGAGCACAAGGGGAAGGUAGGGGACCACAAGGGGGAAGGUAGGGGAGCACAAGGGGAAUGUAGGGGAGCACAAGGGGAAGGUAGGGGACCACAAGGGGGAAAAUGUGUCUUUCAGACCGUUCUGUCGUUUGGGCCUGUGGAUCUGGAGGCUCGUAAUUUUGAAGGGCAGACUCCUCUACACUGCGCGGCCAUCUCCCACAGCGGCACGGUGAAGGCACUGGGCUCCGCGCCGCCCGCCAUGGGGGACCCCGUCCUGCAGGCCCAGGCCGAAGACAAGCUCUCCUGCCUGCAGCUGCUCAUCAGCUGUGGGGCCUCUCUGCUCAGCCAGGACAUCAAGAGCAAUAAGACUGUCCUACACCUGGCAGUGAAGGAGGGGAACAUCCAGCUGGUGCAUUACCUGCUGAGACUGACCCUGACAGACAUGCAAGCCUUUGUUAACAUGAAGGCACACGGCAACACUGCGCUGCACAUGGCGGCGGGCCUCCACAGCAGCUGCUGCCAGGAGGAGAUGAUCCGCCUGCUCCUGAGCCGCGGGGCGGACCCGAGCGUCCGCAACCUGGAGAACGACCAGCCGGCGCACCUGCUGCAGAGCGGGGAGAGGGGAGAGCAGCUCAAACUCAUCCUGAAAAAGCGACCUGCUUCCUCUCGUAGACGUAUUACAUCCUUACAGGACCAAGAGUGACUUGGACUACUUUCUAGUCCCAGCGUAUCCCUCCACCUCCACGGGGAGGGACAUCCACCGUAUCUUCUUAUGAGGAAGUGGCCAUAGAAAAGCACCUCUAAUUUAUUCUAGAGCAGAUUAUUUCACGCUGUCUAAUCGAUCGCACGUUUUACCCGUGGAUUACGUUUUCUUUUGUGGGGGAACAUCCUAUAAUUUAUUAACAUUCCUUUUUUGGAAUCAAAGCAAAUUAGUUUUGUAUUGUUGUUUUUGUACUUUCAGUCAGUUGGACAUGUGCACAGUUCUGUGAUGGAUGAGUAUAUCCGCUGUCCAAGGCCAUUGGUGCAUAAGGCCCAGUGGCUCCCGCCUUGGCCAAUAAGACUGCAGUUAGUUGCACGUGGGCAUCCAGCGUUUCAGUGGGCAGGCUCAUACUGUAUCCUAGAGGGCUGUAGUGUCUGCAGAGUUUCGUCAUUUCCCAUAAGUCAGCAGGGCACACACCGGAGAACAAGGUGUGCGACUCUGAGCCAAUCAGAGACUUAAGUUUAAUGGCGUAAGUGUGGAAACACCCCAGAAACAGGCAGACACUGUGGACCUCUGAUAGCAGACACUGUGGACCUAUAUAUAUAUAUAUAUAUAUAUUUUUAUAUAUAUAUAUAUAUAUAUAUAUAUAUAUAGAUUAGCCAGCUUUAAAAGCACUAGAGACAUGCAUGAGGCUGCCUUUCACCAGAAUCUCACCAUUUUGGUCAUCGUUUGUCUGUUUUGUGUCGCUGUGCGAUUGACAAGUGCAGGACUACUGAAGGAUAUGAAACAUCUUUAGAGAUUUUGUGUCUAAAAAACAGGGUCUAUUCACAGGCUCUAUAUACACCACAUAAUCUAAAAGAUUUUGGUGGUAUGCAAUAUGGAGAUCCUGGGGUUUAUAUCAUUAACUAGAAAAGAUUUUAUUGCCCAUACUGGGCAAUACUCAUGCUGAUACUCAUGCUCAUGCCGAAAGCAGACAAGCACAAGAGGUUCAAAUUAUACAAGUUGAAGACAAAUUCUGUGUAACGAAAUAUUUCAACGUGCUUGCUCUGUUAGUAAGCAGCAAGCAUGAGCUACUGAGUCCAUAGAUUUUGGCAAAAAUGAUCAAUUAAAAAUAACUCAAAAAUGAGGCUCAUAAGGUUGGGCACCUUAGUGUGCGUGACAUGUAAACCCGGUUAGCAGCAUCAGCGGUUCAGCUAACGCAGUGCCUCUGGCACGUGGGCGUUGCAUCACCUUCCCAGCCUCAGAGAAGUGCACUGGACGUGAUUAAAGCUAAACGAGGGGCUGACGUUUCGGUCCAGUGACCGUUUCCCCACAUUCACUCUCUCUCCCUCUCUCUCUCUCUCUCUCUCUCUCUCUCUCUCUCUCUCUCUCCCUCUCUCUCUCUCUCUCUCUCUCUCUCUCUCUCUCUCUCUCUCUC
Messenger RNA from Anguilla rostrata (American eel), 3404 nucleotides. RefSeq names its product NF-kappa-B inhibitor delta (gene nfkbid). Gene Ontology annotation, molecular function: protein binding. Gene Ontology annotation, biological process: regulation of gene expression. The transcript has 11 exons. The coding region runs from base 560 to 1990 and encodes 476 amino acids. Gene Ontology annotation, cellular component: nucleus. Lineage: Eukaryota; Metazoa; Chordata; Actinopteri; Anguilliformes; Anguillidae. The record is from RefSeq and is a predicted model, not a curated record.